Molecule: messenger RNA, 892 nt
Organism: Andrographis paniculata
Lineage: Eukaryota; Viridiplantae; Streptophyta; Magnoliopsida; Lamiales; Acanthaceae
Product: polyadenylate-binding protein-interacting protein 6-like
Exons: 3
Coding region: 16-675 (219 amino acids)
Source: RefSeq, a predicted model, not a curated record
AAACGACAGAAUUAGAUGACCCAAAAUAAUUAUAUAAGUCACGAAAACCGUCCUACACUUCCAUUUCCCGAUCCUUCCAAAAGCGAUCGAUUGCAGACGUUCGAUUCUCUCCGAUCCUUUUCCCCGCCGGCUGCCGAUCACGAAUUCGCACACGCCAGAGAGCUCCUUCCACCUGCUGCUUAUCGCGUAUGUGAUCGCGCAAUGAAGACAGGUACAUCCUCUUUAAACCCCUAUGCAGCAUCCUACAUACCGCUCUUCAAAAGAGUUGCCGCCGCUGCCGAGGCAGACAAUCCGGCUAAAGAUUCGAACAGUCGGGGGAAGGAAGUUGUUCGACUCACACACGAGCGGAGGGCCAUUGCUACUCAGACCUACAACUUAAUGAAACAAAAGGAGGAUCAUCGGGGAUUCACGUGGACAUCUCCGCCUUCCAACUUGAAUGAAGACGCGGACAUAUCUUAUCUCCGGAUGAACUUUCCCGGAAUAUCCAACGAGUCUCUCCACGGUGUCUAUUUCGCCAGUAACUGCAAUCUCGAUGCUGCAGUCGACAUGCUAAAUCAACUUGAGAAUGUCGCGGAGGAUUCAUUGGAUAUACUUCCCGACACACUGGACAUAGGCGAUGUGCCAGAAUCGUCGAAAGAAGCAAAGAAAGAGGCGGCAGUAGGAGGUUUAAAAUAAGGUUUGUUGAUUUCGCCUUUUUACUAGCUAAUCAGCUUUUAUGCUACUAUGAACAACAAUAUGUGUACUUCUUUGCAAACUUAAAUGCUCGUUUCGUCUUGAAACACAAAUUAUUAGUUUUAGAAUCCCAUGAGAAUGUGUUUGCUACAGAAAAUGAAAUCAAAAUAGUAGAGAGAUUUCGAUAAAAUAAAAAAUUCAGAUGAAAAAUAUAACAAUA